GUGAGUGAGAAGGUUGGUGGAGCUGAAGGAACCAAGCUAGAUGAUGACUUCAAAGAAAUGGAAAGGAAAGUGGAUGUCACCAGCAGGGCUGUGAUGGAAAUCAUGACUAAAACAAUUGAAUACCUUCAACCCAAUCCAGCUUCCAGAGCUAAACUCAGCAUGAUCAAUACCAUGUCUAAAAUCCGUGGCCAGGAGAAAGGGCCAGGCUACCCCCAAGCAGAAGCCCUCCUCGCAGAGGCCAUGCUCAAGUUUGGAAGGGAGCUUGGAGAUGACUGCAACUUUGGCCCAGCGCUGGGUGAUGUAGGGGAAGCCAUGCGGGAACUCUCGGAGGUCAAAGACUCUUUGGACAUGGAAGUGAAACAGAACUUCAUUGACCCACUUCAGAAUCUUCAUGACAAAGAUCUCAGGGAAAUUCAGCAUCAUCUGAAGAAGUUGGAGGGUCGACGCCUGGACUUUGAUUAUAAGAAGAAACGACAAGGCAAGAUUCCAGAUGAAGAGCUCCGUCAAGCUUUGGAGAAAUUUGAUGAGUCUAAAGAGAUUGCUGAGUCAAGCAUGUUCAAUCUCCUAGAGAUGGAUAUUGAACAGGUGAGCCAGCUCUCCGCACUUGUCCAAGCCCAGCUGGAAUACCACAAGCAAGCAGUCCAGAUUCUGCAGCAAGUCACUGUCCGGCUGGAAGAAAGAAUAAGACAAGCUUCAUCUCAACCUAGACGGGAAUAUCAGCCUAAACCACGAAUGAGCCUAGAAUUCCAAUCUGGGGACACUGGUCAGCCCAAUGGUGGCCUCUCCCACACAGGCACUCCCAAACCUGCAGGUGCCCCAAUGGAUCAGCCCUGCUGCCGAGCUCUGUACGACUUUGAACCUGAAAAUGAAGGGGAAUUGGGUUUCAAAGAGGGUGAUAUCAUCACACUCACCAACCAAAUUGAUGAGAACUGGUAUGAGGGGAUGCUUCAUGGCCAGUCAGGCUUCUUCCCCAUCAAUUAUGUGGAAAUUCUGGUUGCCCUGCCCCAUUAGGAUGAUAUGCUGGCUGGCUCACCUCCUCUUGACCCAGAUAGUUAAGUUCAACCACUGCUUUGGUAAUGCUGCUUACAACACAUCCCAAGUGCAGGCCGCAGUGGUCCAGGUCAUCAAGCCCCACCAAGUCUCUCUGGUUGACUUGUACAGUCUCACAAGGGUCAUGGUGAUAGAUGAUAACUUCUUAGCCUGGUGGGCAUAGCAUGUGCUUUUUAAACACCAUUUGAGGCCAGCCAGUAGUCACAGACUGCUGUUGACCCAGUUCUCAGGAGGCAGUGGCUUCUUAGAAAAUGAACAUAAGCCACAUCACAGAAUACCCAUCCUCCUGAAUAUAUUGUCUGUCAUCUUGGGGCCAUCUUGGGGUCUCAGGUUCACCAUUAUAAGAGGAGAAAGUCCUUGCUUUCACAUUGCCCCCUCCUAAACAUGUGAGUCCCAGCAUUGUCAAAGAAAGCCUCCCUCACCAGCAAAUUGUCUUCUGGUUUGAAUGAGUAGUCUCUUGCUGUAUCAGUAGAAAAAUGUUGAGUGUGGUCUCAAAGCCUGCUCAGAGAACCAUAACCUGUGUUUCAAAUCCUCCAUCCCUCAUGUAAGCCUCUUUCUAAGGUACAGCCAGUUUUUCUUGCAUUCCUGCUGUUAAUGGGAUGGGAAGUCCCUUUUUAUUUCUAAGUAAAAUGAUUAGCAAUCAGCAUAUUCUGGGAGGAGCUGGAAAGAGGAAAUUAUUCCUUAUGAGGACUUGGGAAGAGAUCUGGAUUCUAAACUUCAGUUUCUUUCUCUGUAGAAACAUUUCUGAAGCUUACAGGGAAGGGGAACCAUCUCUUCACUUCAGUUGUAUUUAUUUAUUGAGUGUUUCAUGAAUCCAUUUGGCAUAGAGACACAAGGAAAAAACAAAACACUAGAAACCAUUUUCACACUAAUUCAUAGACCAAGAAACAGUAAAUGUUUUCCUUUCCACUUUUAGCUUGUGUUCUUUGAACAUCAUUUGUGCAUAUUCUGCCCUCAAUGAGGACCAAAUAAAGAUAACUUUUGUGCUUAGCAGUUUAAGAUGUGUAGCUGCAGAUGCAAAACUCUUCCCCAAUACAGUCAUUAUUUUUAUUUCUGUCCCUUCUACCCCAUCUUCAUUCAUUUUGUAUACAGUGCUGUGUGUAUACCUAUCAGUAUUUUCUUUCAUAUCAGUCAUUAAAGUCCUGUUAGUUACCCAGAGUUCUAUUUAUCUAGCUGUACAGACUCUCUCAGAGGUUAAUGUGCUGCUUCAGAUGUGCUACCUGCGGUAGUGGAUCAUGUGGAGUGAAAGGCAAACCUUAACUGCUUAUUGUAUACACUCUUACCAUGGGAAGCAUCGCUGUUUCCAAUAAAUAUUGCUGAAGACAGAACCAAAA
Orycteropus afer afer is the source of this 2384-nucleotide messenger RNA. It is a transcript of the gene SH3GL2, whose product is annotated as SH3 domain containing GRB2 like 2, endophilin A1. Gene Ontology annotation, biological process: synaptic vesicle uncoating. Gene Ontology annotation, molecular function: protein binding. The record is from RefSeq and is a predicted model, not a curated record. NCBI's taxonomy places the organism in Eukaryota, Metazoa, Chordata, Mammalia, Tubulidentata, Orycteropodidae. Gene Ontology annotation, cellular component: presynapse; glutamatergic synapse; cytoplasm.